Molecule: messenger RNA, 2424 nt
Organism: Elaeis guineensis (African oil palm)
Lineage: Eukaryota; Viridiplantae; Streptophyta; Magnoliopsida; Arecales; Arecaceae
Product: plastidic glucose transporter 4
Biological process (GO): carbohydrate transport; transmembrane transport
Cellular component (GO): membrane
Molecular function (GO): carbohydrate:proton symporter activity
Source: RefSeq, a predicted model, not a curated record
GUUCCGCUGGAUCUUUUGGUGAACAAAGCCGGCGGAUCAAAAAUAACGCCCUUCUGCUAAAGCUACUCUCUCUCUCUCUCUCACAAACGGCGGAAUUAUCAAAGCUUACACUCUCUCUCACUUCUGCCAUUUUCCAUCAAGAAUUAAAAAAACACUCUCUCGAUCAUACUGGAAGAAUACAUAGAAAAAAAAAACUCCUGGAAACAAGAGCAAAGAAAUCAUCAAGGCAAGCAGAGCGCAACGGGGAAAAAAAAAAGUAAUCGUUCUUUUUUUAUUGGCUCAUAUUCUUUGCACUGCAGGAUAUUGAGGGGAAAAGAUGAUGCAAGCUGCUGCGAUCGUUGCCAAAGGAAGCGUUGUUGCUGCCUCUGAGCUCCAGAGUCAUCAAAGGAGAGUCUCUGCCGGUCUCGGUGCGUUCCGAGGGAGGAGUUUGGGACCGAAUAGUAUGCGGAUGCCGGAAAGUGGAUUCUGCUGUGGGAGAUCGCCUUUCGGCUCUUCGCUUAGUCUGGGAGUGGAGAUGGCGCGGGUGAGAACAGGGGUGGUAGGGAUCUUUAGAUCCAGAGAGAAAGCUCGAUGGGUCAGGGUCCAAGCUUCUUCUGAUGAUCUGGAGGAUGUUCCUCCUGAAAAACUUCAAGCGAAAUCUUCUGGGACUGUCUUGCCAUAUGUUGGUGUCGCUUGCUUGGGGGCCAUUUUGUUUGGAUAUCAUCUUGGUGUGGUGAAUGGAGCGCUUGAAUAUCUUUCAACGGAUCUUGGAAUUACUGAAAAUGCUGUACUAAAAGGUUGGGUUGUUAGCUCAUUACUUGCAGGAGCUACUUUUGGCUCUUUCAUUGGAGGAGCAUUGGCUGACAAAUUUGGUCGAACACGAACUUUCCAGCUAGAUGCAAUUCCACUUGUGGUUGGUGCGUUUCUCAGUGCGACAUCUCAGAGCGUGCGGACAAUGAUAAUUGGCCGGAUACUUGCUGGAAUUGGAAUUGGAAUAUCUUCUGCUAUUGUGCCACUUUACAUAUCUGAGAUAUCACCAACCGAAAUUCGUGGAGCACUUGGAUCUGUUAAUCAACUCUUCAUUUGCAUUGGAAUUCUUUUAGCUUUGGUGGCUGGAUUGCCUUUGGCAGGAAAUCCUUUAUGGUGGAGGACAAUGUUUGGCAUUGCAAUUGUUCCCUCUGUCCUAUUGGCUUUGGGGAUGGCUAUCUCUCCAGAAAGUCCUCGUUGGCUGUUUCAGCAAGCAAAACUUUCUCAAGCAGAGACAGCUAUAAAGAAACUCUAUGGAAAGGAAAAGGUUGCUGAGGUUAUGCAUGAUCUAAAAGCUGGUGGCCAAGGUUCCACAGAACCUGAUGCCACUUGGUUCGAUCUCUUCAAUAAACGCUACAGGAAAGUUGUGAGUGUAGGAGCAGCAUUGUUCUUGUUUCAACAGUUGGCUGGUAUAAAUGCUGUUGUAUACUAUUCUACAUCUGUGUUUCGGAGUGUGGGAAUUGCUUCUGAUGUUGCGGCCAGUGCUCUUGUUGGGGCAUCAAAUGUCUUUGGCACUGCAAUUGCAUCUUCUCUGAUGGACAAGCAAGGAAGGAAGAGUCUUCUAAUCACAAGCUUCACCGGAAUGGCUACCUCAAUGUUGCUCCUUGCAUUAUCUUUCACUUGGAAGGUUCUGGCACCUUAUUCAGGAAUCCUUGCUGUGUUGGGUACAGUCCUGUAUGUGUUGUCCUUCUCACUUGGUGCUGGGCCGGUACCAGCCCUUCUGCUUCCGGAGAUAUUCGCUUCCAGAAUCAGAGCCAAGGCAGUUGCAUUAUCUCUGGGAAUGCACUGGAUUUCCAAUUUUGUUAUUGGCCUCUACUUCUUGAGCGUUGUGAACAAAUUUGGGAUCAGCAGGGUCUACUUGGGAUUCGCGGCGGUCUGCUUUCUUGCAGUUCUGUAUAUAUCUGGCAAUGUGGUGGAGACCAAAGGCCGAUCACUGGAAGAAAUUGAGCGUGCUCUUAACCCGGCAAUUUGAUCUAAGUAGUAACUGGAGCAUUUUGCAGGUCAAAAGAGGAGCCAACAAAGGGAAUUUGAUAGACCUUCCCUUGCUCCUAUGGCAAUAAUGAAAAGAACCAUCAUAGUUUUAGGCUUCUAAAAGGCUUCUUCCGCGUUUCCACUAUGGUGUUAUGAGUUGAAUAAAAUCGAUCUUGAUGGAUAUCAAGCUUGUCGUGAUGACAUAUCGGAGGAAGUUUGAAGGUGUUGGAUUUUAAUUUCUGUGGCUAUGUUGGAUAUUUUGGUAAUUAGACAUGAGGAGAAAAAAAAAACAAAUUUGUAGUUCUAGUAAGCAUCAUUUUGUAGGAUCCAUGGCUGUUAUGUACAGACUAUUUUCGCUCAUGGGUGCUGCUCUCCAUCUCUUGCCAUGGUGUAGUGUCGUGUUGGCUGCGUCAAUGAAACGUGCAAUCCUUUGUGAGCUUUGUAUAA